Molecule: messenger RNA, 189 nt
Organism: Penicillium alfredii
Lineage: Eukaryota; Fungi; Ascomycota; Eurotiomycetes; Eurotiales; Aspergillaceae
Exons: 1
Coding region: 1-189 (62 amino acids)
Source: RefSeq, a predicted model, not a curated record
AUGUCAUCUUAUGACCAGAGCUCCGAUGCUGGGAGGCGAGACUUUCCAAGCGAUCGCAGGGAGACGAAUGAGAAGGAUUUCGAGGGAAUUAAAACGACGCGCACUUCAAGUCAAGCUGAAGACGAGAUGAAAGGAUUUUUCAACAAAGAUGCGAUCGAUGGAUUCGUGCAACGGUCCCUGACGGCCUGA